AUGACCAAGCGCAAGGCUUCACAAACCGGCUCGACCUCCAAGCGCCAGCGCGCUGCAGAAUCCGGCGAGGAAAAAGCCGGAUCUGGAGUUCCUGGAAGCGUCAUAGAUAUUUGCAAAGAAAUCAAUGCAGAUGAGAGUUCCGGAUCUGAGGAACAACAAUCACCGAUCUGGGUGGUGACUCUUCCAACCACGGCCGAAGAAGCCGGCGAGGAAGACGAAGCCGCCGAGGAAGAAGAUUCUGGAGAGGAAGAAGAAGCCGUCGAGGAAGAAGAAGCCGUCGAGGAAGAAGAAUCCGGAGAGGAAGAAGAAGCCGGCGAGGAAGAAGAAUCCGGAGCGGAAGAAGAAGCCAGCGAGGAAGAAAACUCCGAAGAGUCCGCCGGUGAAGAUGAGGAUGAUUUGUCAACUACAGUACAAUGGAAAUACCUACGAAAAGGUAUGGAGCAAAUAAAACACAAGGUCAACAUUACGGGCAAGGAGAACAUUAUUGAAAUCAUAAACGAUGUUUUAAAGGGUGACAAUGUAUACCUUGAGCUGCAAGAGUCUGUUUUCAGCGAUUUCCUAAAACUGCUAUCCCGCAUAUCACGAUCAGGCCAAUGCCUGCAUUUCAUGAUAUCAAGACAGAUAGCAGGACAAUCAAAUCCGGAUGAGACGGCGUUGUUUUUUAUCGUGGAUGACUAUGUGACGAGGUUUUCCAGGAUUGAGUUUUUUUUUAUGACAGGAUUGAAAUUUGGGUCAAGCAACUUUAACCCCUAUGCAGAUCACAUCAUACUUGAGAAUUCUUUUUAUCAGAGAGUUCUUGGCGGUAGGGAAAUUUCCCCCAACAAAUUGAGGGAGAUGUUUAUGACCCGAGGUUUGGGUGAGCAUAAAGCGGACUACGUUAAGGCAGCAAAGAUGCUACUAGUGACGGAUCUGAUAUUUGGCUAUGAUGGUACGAAUUCCAGAAUUCCGGAUUGGCUCUGGGUGCUUUUGGAGGACACAACAGCAUGGGAGGAAUUCCCAUGGGGCAGCAUGUCAUUUCAGAUGACAAUUCAUGCAAUCAACAAGGUGAGAAGCACUCCAGCAGCAAAUGCAUCAUAUCAUCUAACCGGGAACACUCUUGCCUUCUUGGCUUGGAUGUAUUGUGCUCUCCCAAAGCUGGGAAAGGAUAUCGGAGAAAGAAAACCCUCAAAAGUAUUCCCUCGGAUGCUGAGGUUCACCUACACUAACAAUCGCAGGAGACCGGAAGCUGGCGAACAGGUUCAUUUUUCACUGAAACCAACAGAAGAGGAAAAGCAACAUAAACACUGGGCAUCUAUUGAAGAAGAAGGAACACCAUUCAUUUUGCAGUACAGUCCCACUGCGGAUGGCAGCAAGAAGAGAGCAAAGAAAAUGGCCGCGAGGUAUGAGGGGGUCAGAUGA
Molecule: messenger RNA, 1398 nt
Organism: Salvia miltiorrhiza (redroot sage)
Lineage: Eukaryota; Viridiplantae; Streptophyta; Magnoliopsida; Lamiales; Lamiaceae
Exons: 4
Coding region: 1-1398 (465 amino acids)
Source: RefSeq, a predicted model, not a curated record